Messenger RNA from Cuscuta epithymum, 2670 nucleotides. Lineage: Eukaryota; Viridiplantae; Streptophyta; Magnoliopsida; Solanales; Convolvulaceae. The record is from the annotation of a GenBank genome assembly.
AGCCCAUCUCACGGCUUUUAACAUCGCUUUGACCCCUGACCUGGCAUUCGUCUGCCUGCCUGCCUUUCGUUGCUGUUAUUCGUUAGGGUUUUCGAUUAGUAAGCUUCCGGCCAUCCCUCUCUUCAUACAGAGUAUAAACUAAACAUCGUAUAAUUUCAGUACUCGUCAUAAAUCAUUUAUUCUCGAUUGUUGCUCUUGAUGUUUGGCUUUAUUAAGAAACCAUAAACGGUGCAUUAGGCGCAUCUCGUUGAUUGCUCGAGCUAAAGAUGAGGCCGAUUUUCGUUGGCAAUUUUGAGUAUGAGACUCGCCAGUCGGAUCUGGAGCGACUGUUUUCUAAACACGGGAGAGUCGAUCGUGUUGACAUGAAAUCUGGUACUGAUGCGAACUUUCUUUUGUUUGGUUAUCGUCUCUUGAUGAACAUUCCUCUUUUCCUAUUGUUAUUUUCAAUUCCAGUUAUCUUAUGGUUAGUAAUUUGAUUGAUCUGUUCUCUCCACUGCUUACUGGGCAUCAGUGCUCAUUGUUCAAAGGAAUGUCUCAGUUAAGGCAUCAGUAUUUUUCUGAUCUGAUCUCAGUGUUUUUCUGAACAUGAAAUGGUGUGUUGUAAUUUUUAAGUCGUGCAUUUGUGAUUUUAUAGUCUGCAGGGAAUAGUUAUACGUGAUUUGUGUAGUAGGUUUCAUUUUUAUCUGCCUAGUAACACAUAUGUGCUCCUUACUUUCUCGAUGUAUAUAGUCUCACUGCUUGAUGUACUACACAGAAUCAAAUAAUCCUACAUGUGCUUGACCUCUCACAGGACAUCAACUUUUAAAUAAAGCAGUAUGAUUCUAUAUGGUUAGAUCAUAUUGUAUGCAGCACUCUAUAUGUUUAGAUCACAUAUGUGUGCAGAAGAAUGGAAGUACUAGCUAUGGCUGACAAUAGUUGCAGCAUAUUCUAAAAAGUGCAACCUUUAAUGGGAGAGAGAUCUUAAUGGAACAAUUUUUUCUGGAAAAAUUGUCAGCCAUAUUUAAGUGUUUGCUUUGACGCAGGGACAUGUCUUAAGGGAAAAUGAGCUUCUAUCUUUGGCUCAACACCUGUGUCUGCAAUAAUAAACAUUCUAAAGCAACGGAAACCUAUCUGUGCUAGCCUGCUCUCUUCUUCCACCCAUGGAUGGAAGUGUGUGCACGUCUACAUUUCUUUAUACGACCAUCAGUUCAUUGACCACCCACUCACUUUACUACUAUCCAUGUUGACAUUUAACAAGAAUGGUCGUGUUGCAAUACUGUCAGUUCAUCAUGCCAUGCCUACUACCAUCAAUCACUACUAAGUUUAAUGGGGAUCAAUCAAAGAAUUAUAUCAUGCCAUGCCUUCUACUUGUUAGUCUGAUCUCCCGCUGUGAAAUUGGUGAAGCAUUCUUAGGGAUGAGUACUCAGAACUCACAAUUGUGGAUAUAAACCCUUUAAUAAGCAACCAAAUCAUCAUUUACUUCUUGCAAUGCCUCUACAUCCUCUUGCUUUCUUCAGUCCUUCACAUGCCUGCAGGUGUUGUAUUCUUAUUACAUUCCACACCAGGAGAGACUUGCAAUAUUACAUGUUAUAUAAUGUUUCCGGAAAAAAACUGUAGUCCUUGGCUGAUCUAUAUACACUGUUUUAAUUUUUAAUGUGUUUAUUUUCAAUGGUAGGGUUUGCGUUUGUCUACUUUGAGGAUGAGCGUGAUGCUGCUGAUGCUAUUCGUCAUUUGGAUAAUGUUCCGUUUGGGUAUGACAAGCGCAGGCUUUCUGUAGAAUGGGCGAGGGGUGAACGUGGCAGUAGACACCGUGAAGGAACAAAGUCUGUGGCUAACCAGAGGCCAACUAAGACACUGUUUGUGAUCAAUUUUGAUCCUCACCGGACUAGAGUUCGUGAUAUAGAGAGGCACUUUGAACCGUAUGGGAAAAUCCACCAUGUCCGUAUUCGAAGGAAUUUUGCAUUUGUCCAGUUUGAAACUCUGGAAGAGGCAACCAAAGCUUUGGAGUGCACCCAUAUGAGUAAGAUACUUGACAGGGUGGUGUCGGUAGAGUAUGCCCUUAGAGAUGAUGAUGAGAGAGGUGACAGGCUUGAUAGCCCUCCUAGAAGAGACAAUUUAAGGCGUGGGGGUGGGGACAGCCCUUCGUAUAGAAGAUCACCAAGCCCGAUUUAUCGCAGAAACAGGCCCAGUCCUGAUUACGGUCGCGCGCGUAGCCCUGUCUAUGAUCGGUACAACGGACCCACGUAUGACCGAGUCAGGAGCCCGGAAUAUGCAAGGCACCGUAGGUAGUUUGUCCUGAAGGUACAAGAAUGCGUGAAGAUUGGUACUAAUGGAUGGUAUGAAACUAUGGACUUGUGUAAAUGCAUGGGUUGUGAAGCUCCAUUUUGUGUCAUACUUUGAAUGACUAAAAGAUAGCUCUAUCUUUAUCUUAUUUGUUGUUGAUUUAGGCCAUGCACUAUUUUGAUAUUGAUAUUCUGCGUACUUGAACUCUAAUGCCCAUAUGAGGAUCUAGUUUGGUCAAGGUUAUAAACAUCGGGACUUGAGGACAAUUAGAUUAACUCAUUUCCCCACCUGUGUUUUUGAAAGCUACAGAACAGACGGACAUUGUCACCUUCCGGAGCGUAGCUAGUUUUGUUCUUUGAACACCCUUCAUAAAAAAUGGACCCCCUUCUUUUUUUGGGCCCAUUUCAU